Momordica charantia (bitter melon) is the source of this 1557-nucleotide messenger RNA. RefSeq names its product equilibrative nucleotide transporter 1-like. Gene Ontology annotation, cellular component: plasma membrane. Gene Ontology annotation, molecular function: nucleoside transmembrane transporter activity. The record is from RefSeq and is a predicted model, not a curated record. Gene Ontology annotation, biological process: nucleoside transmembrane transport. NCBI's taxonomy places the organism in Eukaryota, Viridiplantae, Streptophyta, Magnoliopsida, Cucurbitales, Cucurbitaceae.
AGAAUUUCAUUCAAAGCAUGUGAGUAUUUAAUGUGUAGUUACUGUAAACCAGAAGAAUGCUUAUAUAACAAACUUAACUUAUGCUUUUGCUAAUCGCCAGCCACCAACAAGCCGCAGUGCAGUGGGCCUUUUUUUUCAUAUCUUCAUUUCCAUUCCCAAUCUCCGAUGGGCGGAGGCGUCGCCGACUCCCAAGUCGAUUCCGAAACUGCCCUUCUCCUCGGCGGCGCAACCGCCGAUAAGAUUCCCAACGAUCCCUUCAAUUUGACUUACAUAACUUACUUCUUCUUGGGCGUCGGCUGUCUCCUCCCAUGGAAUGUUUUCAUCACCGCCGUCGAUUACUUCUCAUACAUUUACCCAGACACCAGAGUUGAUCGGAUCUUCGCCGUCGUCAACCUCCUCGUGGCUCUAAUCGGCCUUGUUUUUGUCGUUCUCUACACUCACCGGUCCGAUGCUCGGGUCCGAAUCAACGCCGGGAUGGGCCUCUUCACUCUCGCUCUCCUCCUCGUCCCACUUUUGGAUGUCUCCUACAUCAGGGGUCAGAUUGGACUCUACAACGGCUUCUACGUCACCGUCGGAGCCGUCGUCCUCUGCGGUGUCGGCGACGCGCUUGUUCAGGGCGGCGUCAUUGGCUCCGCCGGCGAGCUCCCGGAGAGAUAUAUGCAGGCUGUUGUUUCCGGAACCGCUGCUGCUGGCGUUCUGGUCUCUGUGCUGAGGAUAGUGACCAAAGCCAUGUACCCACAAGACGCCCAUGGCUUGCGACAAAGUGCCAACCUCUACUUCACUGUGGGAAUCGCAAUCAUGAUUCUGUGUACUGUCCUGUACAACGUUGCAGCCAAGCUUCCAGUUGUGAAGCAUUUCGAGAGCCUGAAGAAUCAAGAGAAACAGGAGAGUGGUGGUGUGUUUGGGUCCAUGAAGAAAUCGACUCUGUGGGAUAUAAUCAGCAGAAUCAAGAUUUAUGCAAUUGGAUUGGCCCUCAUCAACAUUGUUACUCUCUCUAUCUUCCCUGGAUUUAUUACAGAAGAUGUGCAUUCGGAGAUCUUCAAGGAUUGGUACCCUGCUCUUCUGAUUACUGGCUAUAAUAUAUUUGAUCUAAUUGGGAAGUAUCUUUCUUCGGUUUAUCUGAUCGAAAAUCCGAAGAUUGCUUUCGGUGGCUGCAUCGGGAGGCUGUUGUUCUAUCCGCUCUUCCUGGGUUGCUUGCAUGGUCCACAGUUCCUUAGAACUGAAAUUCCUGUGGUAAUCCUUACUUACCUUCUUGGACUUACCAAUGGCUACUUGGCUGCUGUGAAGUAUAUCUUGGCACCUAAGGUUGUGCCAUUUGAAUAUGCUGAGAUUUCUGGUGUUCUAUUGGUUUUGUUCUCGUUCUCUGGUUUGGCUAUUGGCUCUGUUGUAGCUUGGUUUUGGGUCAUUUAAUUUUUCUUUUUAUGCCCAGAAUCCUUGUAUAAUUACUUAGGCUUGUACUUCUGUUCAAAUUGCUUGGACAUAGAUAUAGUUGUUUAUGGAUUACCUCGUAUUAUCAACAUAUAUACUUAUAUUUGGUUGUACAAAACCUCUGCAGAA